Messenger RNA from Arctia plantaginis, 1824 nucleotides. Lineage: Eukaryota; Metazoa; Arthropoda; Insecta; Lepidoptera; Erebidae. The record is from the annotation of a GenBank genome assembly.
AUGCCUUCAGCAGCGAAUGGAAAGUCUGAGAAGGCAGCCUCUUCGGAGGCAAUGGAUAACUCGCCUAUACGACAGAUUAUGACAAUUAUUGAACACAAAAUCCGUAAUUUGGAGAAAAGAAAGAGCAAGUUGACGUCCUAUCGAGACCUGCAAAAAGCUGGGAAGGAACUAAAUUCUGACCAAAAAGUUGCUGUUGCAAAAUAUGAUGAGGUUGCUCAGACGCUUGAAUUUGCAAGGGACCUAUCAAAACAGGUUACUGGGAUAGCCACUUCGGCCGAGCGUGAGGCCAAGAAACAAGCAAAAAAGGAUGCCUGGGUACGUUAUGCAGCUGAAACUAACAAAAUUCGUGAGGUGUUACUCAUAUUGGACUGUCUGAAUCAAAUGGGUAAUACUGAAGCUAGAAAUGACUUCCUGACUGGAUCAAAUGGAGCUGUCAAACUCACAGAAGAAGAUCUGAAAAUUCUUGAUGAUUUAUACCCUGAAGUAACUCCCAAACAUGAGCUGAAUGAAGAAGGUCAAGCUGGUUUUCACAUUCAUACUGCCAAAGCUGCUGAACAUCUUUAUGCUAUAAUUGAUGGCAAACCUAAAGAAAUUUUAGGAACUACAUACACUCACAUAAAAGAGAUAGUGGGCGCUGUUCACGGGUGUGGUUAUUUCGAUCGUUCACUGGAUGCUUUACCGGCGGAAAUCGAAGAGAACCACAUCCCUGUUCCAGAGAUGGAAUCCGUUGACGUCGAAAACGAAGUGGAAACCGAGGUCCAGGCCGCAUAUCCGCCCACAUUACCUGUACCGCCGGCGCCAGCCGUCGUACCAGCUCCCGCUUACCCGCUCAGACCCCUGCCUCCCAUCACAUUGCAGGAGGUAGAGCAUGCAUACUUCGCUCAACAAUAUCCACAGCAGAGACCUAUCGCGGAGGUUAUCGGCUCCCAGAAUUUUUUCUUCCUGCAGGAGUCUGAGAUCGACAGCCCCGUCGGGACUCCACAGCCGCCGCAGAUACCGAAUCAGGCGUCGCCUCCGGGACCGAUUCCAACGCAGACAUUCACAAACCAGCACUUCGUGCAGCCCGGCGCAAUCGCUCUUCCUCCGCAGCCGCACUUCCCGCCGCACCCUGAGCACGCUGCCUACGCGUCCGCUGUCCCGCUACAGGCUGUGCACGUGCCGGCGCUGCAACCCGUGCUGGCGCCCGCUCCGGCCGCGCACCCUGUACACUCGGCACACCCCGGCACGCACCCCGCACACCCCGCGACACACCCUGUGCCCUCCGCGCUUCCGCAACUCGAAGAACGUUCCGCGAGUUCGCCGGCCGAUGACAACAAUGAGGACGAAAUAAAGGAAUCUGGAAGCCCAGACCGCGAGGACGGUGGUGAGAGAAAGAUUCAGGGCCAGGGGGAUGGACAAUCUAGAUACAGGCGAUACGGCCGAGGUGGCGGCGGUGGCGGCAGAGGCGCUCCCAACGGUCAUCGAGGUCGCGGCUCCUUCCAGAACAGGCAAGGUGAAGGUUACCGCGGCAGACACCCCGGCGAGUAUCAGGGAAGAUCUGGCAAGGACGGAUACCAGAAUAGACAGUACGAUGGUUAUCAGAAUAGACACAAGGACGGCGGCUACCAGAGCCGCGGAGGUGACGACCGCGACGGUUACUACGGAAACGGUGACACGGGAGAUAAUCACCAGCAAAAUGAAAACGGCGGUCGCGACAGAUACAACGACAACCAAAGCUACCAGGGCGGCUUCAAGGGCCGCGGCAGAGGGGGCCGGGGUGGUCCGCGGGGGGCUACGCGUCCCCGCCCGCCGCAAUACGCGCGCAAGCCGGAGAAAGUGGAAUAG